This is a messenger RNA of Anopheles maculipalpis, 405 nucleotides long. RefSeq names its product serine/threonine-protein phosphatase 4 regulatory subunit 2 (gene PPP4R2r). Gene Ontology annotation, molecular function: protein phosphatase regulator activity. Gene Ontology annotation, biological process: protein dephosphorylation. Gene Ontology annotation, cellular component: cytoplasm; nucleus; protein phosphatase 4 complex. The transcript is spliced from 2 exons. NCBI's taxonomy places the organism in Eukaryota, Metazoa, Arthropoda, Insecta, Diptera, Culicidae. The record is from RefSeq and is a predicted model, not a curated record. Bases 1 to 405 code for a protein of 134 amino acids.
AUGGAAAAUCAGGAAGAAAUAUUGAUGCUGCUGGAGCGCUUUACCAAAUCGAAGCAGAAGGACAUACCGCGCGAGCUGGAGGACUAUCUGAACUUUGUCGCCCGGACGGGCGAUACGCUGUACCGCUGGGUGCUGGUGAAGCCGCUGUUCCGUGAAAAGCUGGUCAAUGUAAUUACGGACUUUCAUCACAGCACACCUAGCAUUGCAGAUAUACCUCAGUGUCCCAACGUUGAUCCUUUCAACUUCGAACGGAUGAAGCGGGCGCUGCUCGAGCGGCUUGAUUCCUUCAAUUCGGCACCAUUUACGGUGCAGCGCAUCUGUGAGCUGCUGACGGAACCACGCAAACAGUACACCCGUAUUGACAAAUUUAUGCGCGCAGUAGAAAAGAACAUUUUGGGUGAGUAA